This is a messenger RNA of Gracilinanus agilis (Agile Gracile Mouse Opossum), 2809 nucleotides long. It is a transcript of the gene TAOK3, whose product is annotated as TAO kinase 3. The transcript is spliced from 21 exons. NCBI's taxonomy places the organism in Eukaryota, Metazoa, Chordata, Mammalia, Didelphimorphia, Didelphidae. The record is from RefSeq and is a predicted model, not a curated record. Bases 215 to 2809 code for a protein of 864 amino acids. Gene Ontology annotation, biological process: execution phase of apoptosis; protein phosphorylation. Gene Ontology annotation, molecular function: protein kinase activity; ATP binding.
GGGAAAUGGACUGUUGUAUACUGAACAAAGAGAGCUGGGGCUAUUACAGAAGGAAAAGAAAAAAUGGCCAAUUUAUGAUGAAAUGAGUCCAAGCAAGAGAGGCUACUUUACGCCACAAAGAAAAAGGUGCUGAAGGUUUAUCCAGAAUUCCUUUGUCAAUGAAGGGGAAAACUGCUUGGGAUAUUGACAAGCGGAGGUUGUAAUACUCUUCACCAUGCGCAAAGGGGUGCCAAAGGACCCAGAGAUAGCAGACCUGUUCUAUAAGGAAGAUCCUGAAGACAUUUUUGUUGGUUUACAUGAAAUUGGACAUGGAAGCUUUGGAGCAGUUUACUUUGCCACAAAUUCCCACACCAAUGAAGUGGUGGCAAUUAAGAAAAUGUCUUACACUGGGAAACAAACCAAUGAGAAAUGGCAGGAUAUUCUUAAGGAAGUCAAAUUUUUACGACAGUUGAAGCACCCCAACACCAUUGAGUAUAAAGGCUGCUAUUUGAAAGAGCACACUGCCUGGUUGGUGAUGGAAUAUUGUUUAGGAUCAGCCUCCGACUUAUUAGAAGUCCAUAAGAAACCACUUCAGGAAGUAGAGAUUGCUGCCAUUGCCCAUGGUGCCUUGCAAGGCCUUGCCUACCUGCAUGCUCAUAUGCUGAUUCAUAGGGACAUUAAAGCUGGAAACAUUCUCCUAACAGAGCCAGGUCAGGUGAAGCUAGCUGAUUUUGGGUCGGCCUCCAUAGCCUCUCCCGCCAACUCCUUUGUGGGGACACCUUACUGGAUGGCUCCAGAGGUCAUCCUAGCCAUGGACGAAGGACAGUACGACGGGAAAGUAGAUGUCUGGUCUCUUGGGAUCACGUGCAUUGAGUUAGCGGAACGGAAGCCCCCCCUUUUCAACAUGAACGCAAUGAGUGCCUUAUAUCACAUAGCCCAGAACGAUUCCCCGGUGUUACAGUCGAAAGAAUGGACAGACUCCUUUAGGGGAUUUGUCGAUUACUGCUUACAGAAAAUACCUCAGGAAAGGCCAACGUCAGUGGACCUAUUGCGGCAUGACUUCGUACGCCGGGAUCGGCCUCUACGGGUCCUCAUCGACCUCAUACAGAGGACAAAGGAUGCGGUUCGUGAGCUGGAUAACCUACAGUAUCGGAAAAUGAAGAAAAUCCUUUUCCAAGAGACACGGAAUGGGCCUUUGAACGAGUCCCAGGAGGAGGAAGAAGACAGUGAACAUGGGACAAGCCUGAGCAUAAAUAUGGACAGCCUGGGCAGCAACCACUCCAUUCCAAGCAUGUCUGUGAGCACGGGCAGUCAGAGCAGCAGUGUCAACAGCAUGCAGGAAGUCCUAGAUGAGAGCAGCUUGGAAGUGGGCAUGACACACGAUGAUGAAGGCAUCAUUAAUUCCGGCUCCUCCGUCGUGCACAAGAAGGAUCAUGUAUUCAUAAGGGAUGAGGUGGGCCACAGGGAUUCCAGGCCUGAACUGCGGCCUACCCAGUCAGUCCAGAGUCAGGCCCUCCACUACCGGAACCGAGAGCGCUUUGCUACUAUCAAAUCAGCAUCUUUGGUUACACGGCAGAUCCAUGAGCAUGAGCAGGAGAACGAGUUGCGGGAACAGAUGUCAGGAUAUAAGCGGAUGCGGCGCCAGCACCAGAAGCAGCUGAUUGCCCUGGAGAACAAGCUGAAGGCUGAGAUGGACGAGCACCGCCUGAAGCUGCAGAAGGAGGUGGAGACGCACGCCAACAACGCGUCCAUCGAGCUCGAGAAGCUGGCCAAGAAGCAAGUGGCCAUCAUAGAGAAGGAGGCAAAGGCGGCUGCAGCAGAUGAAAGAAAGUUCCAGCAACAGAUCUUGGCUCAGCAAAAGAAAGACUUGACAACUUUCUUAGAAAGUCAGAAGAAGCAGUAUAAGCUUUGCAAGGAAAAAAUAAAGGAGGAGAUGAAUGAAGACCACAGCACACCCAAGAAAGAGAAGCAAGAGCGCAUCUCCAAGCAUAAGGAGAACCUUCAGCACACCCAGGCCGAAGAGGAAGCCCACCUCCUCACCCAGCAGAGACUGUACUAUGAUAAGCACUGCCGUUCCUUCAAGCGGAAAGCGAUGCUCAAACGGCACGAGAUGGAGCAGCAGAACAUCCGGGAGGAGCUCAAUAAGAAGAGGACGCAGAAGGAGAUGGAGCACGCCAUGCUGAUCCGGCACGACGAGUCGACGCGGGAGCUGGAGUACAGGCAGCUGCACACGCUGCAGAAGCUACGAAUGGACCUGAUCCGCCUGCAGCACCAGACCGAGCUGGAGAACCAGCUGGAGUACAACAAGCGGCGGGAGCGCGAGCUGCACCGGAAACACGUCAUGGAGCUUCGGCAGCAGCCCAAGAACCUCAAGGCCAUGGAGAUGCAAAUCAAGAAGCAGUUUCAGGACACUUGCAAAGUCCAGACCAAACAGUAUAAAGCACUCAAGAAUCACCAGUUGGAAGUCACUCCAAAGAAUGAGCACAAAACAAUCUUGAAGACACUGAAGGAUGAGCAGACAAGGAAACUGGCCAUUUUGGCAGAACAGUAUGAGCAGAGUAUUAAUGAGAUGAUGGCCUCUCAAGCGGAUGGUGGUGGCAUCAUGUUCGCCAAAACUAAUGAUCCAACAUUCAUCCAUGGUCAUGGUUAUCUCGUUCAUACGAUGGGAGGCGGUGCCGGAAGGAGGCGUCCACCCGGCGCCCGCCCCGCGCCACGUGACGGGAAGCAGCUGUUGGCCGCUCCCGCGGAGGCGGGAGGGGCGGCGGGGCCGGGAGCGGAGGGGAACCGGCGGGCGGCCGCCGAGGGCCCGGCCGGGGACGCCGCAUCAUGA